Molecule: messenger RNA, 3545 nt
Organism: Macrosteles quadrilineatus (aster leafhopper)
Lineage: Eukaryota; Metazoa; Arthropoda; Insecta; Hemiptera; Cicadellidae
Product: protein ERGIC-53-like
Exons: 12
Coding region: 152-1693 (513 amino acids)
Biological process (GO): Golgi organization; endoplasmic reticulum to Golgi vesicle-mediated transport; endoplasmic reticulum organization
Cellular component (GO): COPII-coated ER to Golgi transport vesicle; endoplasmic reticulum-Golgi intermediate compartment; endoplasmic reticulum membrane
Molecular function (GO): D-mannose binding
Source: RefSeq, a predicted model, not a curated record
ACAUCAUCGAAACUAAAGCUUGGAAGUUGGAACUGAAAUGUAAUCCAUGUGUGGCCCUAUUUUACUCAACUCAACAUAACCACAACAUAAUAUAGCUAAGAUACCUACAAUUUAUUUAUUUUUCUACUAAUUAAAUUUGAUAUUAGUUAUAAUGGGAGCCGAAGUGAGGUGGUUGUGUUUUAGUGCAUUACUACUUUGUUUGUUGAGUGGCAUUUUAAGUAAUGCUCCAUUCUCUAGAUUUGAGUACAAAUUUAGUUUUAAACCUCCUUACUUAGCACAAAAAGAUGGGAAAGUGCCGUUUUGGGAAUAUGGAGGAAAUGCGAUUGCCAGUGCACAAAAUGUGAGAGUUGCGCCAUCACUAAGAAGCCAGAAGGGUGCAAUAUGGUCAAAGCUAAAAACCAACUUUCAAUGGUGGGAAGUUGACAUUCUGUUCCGAAUCACUGGCAGAGGUCGGAUUGGAGCUGAUGGAUUGGCAUUCUGGUUCACUCAGAACAAAGGAGAUUAUGAUGGAGAGGUGUUCGGAAGCUCGGACAAAUGGGUUGGUCUCGGAGUUUUCUUUGACUCUUUUGAUAAUGAUAACAAACACAAUAACCCAUACAUCAUGGCCGUCAUCAACGAUGGAACCCGACAGUUUGACCAUGCUAAUGACGGAGGAAGCCAGAUGAUCGGUGGAUGUUUGCGUGAUUUCCGAAACAAGCCUUUCCCAACAAGAGCUAAAAUUGAAUACUACAUGAACACAUUGACGGUCAUGUUCCACAAUGGAAACACCAACAAUGAGGCUGACAUGGAAGUAUGUUUGAGAGUGGAGGGGGUGACAUUGCCGUCAAGCGGACAUUUUGGUCUCUCUGCAGCCACUGGGGGACUAGCAGAUGACCACGAUGUACUGCAUUUCCUGACCACCAGUCUGUACCCACCCGGAACUUCACCCCAGGGAGCAACCGUUGGUCAAGCAGGAGUCAGUCCUGAGGACCAUGAGAAACUGGCCAAAGAGUACGCUGACUAUCAAAGGAAACUUGAUCAGCAGAAAGAAGACUAUCGUAAAGAACAUCCUGAAGUUGCAAAAGACUCAGAUGCAGAUCUCGAUGAGUGGUACGAGUCAGACAAUCAGCGAGAGCUGCGUCAGAUCUUCUCAGGCCAGAGCCAGGUAAUAGAGCAAGUACGAGUGCUGAGUCAGAAGCUAGAUGAAGUGAUUGGUCGCCAGGAGCGUAGUCUUAGCAUGCUUUCAUCCAUCCAGAGUGCUGGCUUACCUCCGGCCCAGAUUGUUCAAGCUCCAGGAGGCCAACCCCAAUUGAUAGGAGAUACGAUACGACGCCACGAGGUCGACUCUAUAUUGAACAACCAGAACACAUUGCUUAUGCUGGCUCGGGAAAUCAGAGGUUACGUUGUGGACGUCCAAUCCAAGUCAGACAAUAUUAUCUCCAAUCAAGCUCGAGCCCCGACGGCCCAAGUACAGAGUGUGGGUUAUGACAUGGUCUCCCUCGUACAUGAGCUGCGUGAUGGACUCAACACAGUCAAGCGAGAUGCAGCUACCACCGCACAGAAACUCUCGGCUCCUCCUGCUACCAGCUGCCCCUCCGCCAGUUGUGUUUCCCUCCCCAUAUUUCUUUUUGUCACGGUUGCACAACUAUUGUGUUUCAUCGGGUACUCGAUGUACAGGGACAAUAAAGAAGCACAAGCCAAGAAGUUUUACUGAUUUCCAAAUUCCUGAAUGAUUUUAUUUGAUUGGCUACAGACUGAGCAGCCAUUGAAUUCCAAAGUAUAGUCAAUUUGAGCCUUUGUACAAGUGUGGCUCAGAGUAAAUUUUACUUAGGCAAGUUUAAAAUUUGUUUGAAUAUAUAAUGAAUACUUAGGGCUGGGAAAAAUGUUCUUCUACCCAUAAAGGUGUGGGUAAUAAUGAUGAAUUUCCAUUUUGCAGCUGAUGUUUUGUGCAAUAAUAUCAGUAAUUUCUUUUUUGUAUCGAGGAAUUGGAAUUACCAUACACCAGCCAUUGUAGUAUUGUUGUAUUUAAGUUAUUUUAUUGUUAAUUUAGUAUAAUUAGUUUAUUUUCGUUACUUGUUACUUCAGGUCGUAAGGCUGUGGACAUAUGUUAUGUAAUAGCAGUCAUAAUACUUUGGGUGGUGUAUUAAAUAUCUAUUGUGAAAGUUAUUUGUUUUCUGUGUUCUGUUCUCUGUCAUAGUAUUUUAUUUGCAUGUAACUGUUUGAUGCUGUAGUUGUGAUAUAGAAAUUCCUUGAUGGCAUGUAAACCAUAUAAAUUUUGACUUGAAAAAACCUAAUUUUUUAUAUUAAUAAAAACAAACUGGGUGGAUACAAAAAUUGAAAGCAUGAUGAACUAAAAUAAGCUGUAUUUGUGUAAAAUUACACUAGCAUUUUGGUUUUCCACUUAAAUAGUGGUUUUGAACAUAUAAGCUUCACAUUACUUAAUUGCUCUUUCAUAAGUCAUUAAGUAAGUUUUCAAUUCUACCUUUCUAUGAUAGAAUACAAAGUUUGUUCAGUAACAUUUAUUUGGGUUGAUAUGUGUUUUAUUUUUUAACUAUUGAAAUUUCAUUACCAGUUGUGCUCAUUAUUGAGUUAUAAAUUACAUCAAGGAAGAAGGCAUGGAUACACAACUAACUUACAUAAGAAAUUAGUCUCAGAUAGUUGAAAGACACAAUAAGUUCACAACACAGUUAACUUGAUAUUUCACCCCUACAAAGGCUUCUUCAUAAGAAAGAAGUAAAAACUAAAAGAAGCCUCUUGUAGGGGUGAAAUAUCAAGUUAACUGUGUUGUGGACGUAUUAUGUGCUUUCAACUACAUGGAACUAUUUUCUUGGAUAAGUUAUUUGUGUAUCCAUUCCUUCUUCUUUAAUAUAUUCCUAGCCUAGUGUUUAAAAAAAAGAAAAAAACUGAGCUGUUUAUUACAAAUUUAAAAAAUAACUGUUGUUAAUAGCUAUGUAAUAAAUCUCUUAGGGAUACUGUCUAUAUAUAUUUUUUAAAUUUCAUAGGAUUAGUUAAUCAUGGUUGUUCAAGGUGGAAUUAUGGAACUCAAAUUUGUUAGAAGUUAGAAGAUUGUUGACAUAUGGAUUCUUUUGGCCUUGUUUUAUACUAAUAAUUUUAGUGUCCCAGCCCUAAUUUCUAACUUGAAGUGAAACUGUGAAAGAUGUGUUAUUAUUAAAUAAGUAUUGAAGAGGUUAUGAAGGAAACUAAUUGUACAUUCCAUUGUAACGUGACUUUAAGAAGUGAGAAUAAGGGGAAUGGAUUUUGUGUGUGAAUCUCCGAGACUGUUAGUUAAUUUAAAAUAGUUUUCCUGUUCCAAAUGUUUCCUAUAGUUUCUGCAUUUUAAAAUAAAUUUGUAGUAUUUAUUGGACUUGGUGUCUUGUAUUAUUCAGAUGUUAAGACUGUUUUAAAAGUAAUUCAACUGGUGAUUUGAUGUUGAAUACCUCUAAUUCUAGUUUUUCAGGUUUUAAAAGAUAUUUCCAUUGUAAUAAAAAUAACUUCUCCUAAAAGAACAAGAUGCCGUAAUUUAAAUUUCUGUUUGUUUUUAAGUUUUAUAAAACAUUUUUCAAUAA